Chilo suppressalis (striped riceborer) is the source of this 6682-nucleotide messenger RNA. The record is from the annotation of a GenBank genome assembly. Lineage: Eukaryota; Metazoa; Arthropoda; Insecta; Lepidoptera; Crambidae.
CGCCUUUGCGAUGGUAUAUAGUACACGAGAAUUUUUUGAGUCAUUGACACUUAGGCUAUUUGAUUCGUGUUAGACUGACUCUGCGGUGGAUUCCUAACAACUACAAUCUGUAAUUUUAAGUACUGACGUAGAAUGUUUGCGCCUUUUUUUAUUGCAAUGUUUGUAAACAUGGAGCCGGCUUCGUUUAAGGCGUUUUGCAGACGACGGGGCGGGGCGGGCGAGAAGCAAUAAGAGAGAGAGAGAAUCAUUGUUAUUGACCACAUUAAUAAAUUUACAAAACAACAUACAAAAAAAAAAUAUGAAAAUUUACAAUAGAGAAAAGAAAAGAAAAAAAUACACCAUUUGUGGUCAAUCAGGACCCUGCCUCAGCGUAAUGCUGCCGCAACACGCUACAAAACGUGUCACAGCAGCGCUGGUAUUCUGGCAGGGCCUGUUAUGCCGGAACUUCACAUGGCCAAUCGCAUCUGCCUCGAUAGCAGUCCCUUCCUCUCACUGCCCGUUGUGGAGACACAUCUACCAAAUAGCAAACACGAUUAGCCGCAUGACGUGCCGGCACAAGGUGCGAAAGAUUACAUUUUCUGUAAUCUGCGCUCCGUGAUCUGUGGCUGUCACUUGAUAAUUAAUGUUACUGUCAUCCAACAUACCGCACAAAAACAGUGAAAUUGAGUGUACAAACUCAGUAAUUGCUCAGCAACUUGGAUGGAAAAGGGAAGCAGCCAUAGAAUCUCGUCAGAAACGUGCACCGAAAUCACACGAUUACCAUGAAGAACCCCCGCGGCCGCCUAUCACCCGAAUAAGUUUGCCUCCAGGUACCGAAUCUAAUCCCCUUAACUUACUGUCGAGAUUGAAAAUUGGAUCUCGCAUCGGAGGAGGAAGAUCAUUCCAGCACCUGGAGUAAAAACCGCGUCUGCCCGUCGAUGUCUGCGGCUGCCCGCGCCGUGUACACAAAGCACACGACGGGCAGAGGCAGUCAGUUCAGGACGUUUGUUCUAAUGAAUAGUCCAUCACUAAAAAGCGCGUGGCGCGGACUGAGCUAACCGCCGCGCGCCGCCGUCUGCGUUACUGCUUAUAAACUGGUUUGUAUGAUCCACGGCGGGCAGCCGCGGACAUGCCUAGGGAUAUUCGAUAUACAUCGAUGCAUCGAAAACAUCGAUGUUUGCAAUGAAAAACAUCGAUACGAUCCGAUGUUUUGAAUAGCUUUCAAUAUACUCGAUGCAUCGAUGUUUUAAAGAAACAUCGAAUUGGUAAUAGAGUUUGACCACGUAGUGAUAAUGGUGUCGAUUCUAGCAUGAUUCUCUAAACCUAAACUUAAAUUUGACAGCAGUAUAUCCUUGUCAUUCUCUAUACAGAAUGAAAAGGAGAGACUGAUGUUAAAUUUAGAUUUAAGUUUAGAGAAUCACGCCAGAAUUGGCACCAUUAUCCUCUUCGGUUUGACCUCAGUAAAAAAACUUAAGUUUGUCCACUAAAAUUUUACUUAUUAUUAUUAUGAAAGCAUCAUUAUUCCGAAUUCUCUGAUAUGGACCCGAUGUUGGCAGCACUGCGCAAGAGUCAGUGCUGUGACAAUAAAAAAUAACUACGAGUUUCUAUGUUUAUAAACAUUUAAUAACCUUUAGUUUUGUGAAAGAAACUAAGAUUGAAGUAUAUUUCUAUUAUCCUUUUGACAGACUUAGCAAACAUUUUGCGGGUUAUUUAGCGUUUUUUUAUAUGAUCUUUUGUAAAAAUAUAAUGCAGAUUUUUCUGACACAUGACUUUUAUUGACUGUAUUUAGUUUUACCUACUCAUUAUGAAAGGAGUUAAUUCUAUUAUUUUAUGAAAGAUCUCUUAUCUAUUAGACAAGUCCAUCCGUCCGUCUGUCUGCGGUGCUGUUUUAGCGGCCAAACCGUAAGAGAUAGAUAAAGAGAAUAUUUAAGUUAUAAGUUAAGAAUAGUCUGAUAAGACUACAAACCGGAUUUGAGUAACGUAGCACUUCCGGUUUUCGAGAAAUCACGAAUUUCAAACGAUACCACGCAAAAUCUCCGAAGUUCUCAAUUAAUUAAAUACAUUUUUUUUAAAUCAGGUUUUAGUGAACAUUUGGUUCACUGGUUUGCUAGUUAAGAUAUAAACUAUAAUAAAAUUAUGAAUUAACUUCUUUUCAUAAACUUCAAUUGUAUUUUUUUUUACUAUGAAAAGAUGGCCUCUUUUGAGAUUGGUCACUUUACACAUAAGUUGAGUUUUGUAAUAAAAUUUCAGAAAAAGUACUCGAUGUUUAAAAUACAUCGAUGUUUUCAUCCGAUACAUCGAAUGACAUCGAUGUAUAUUUGCGAUGUAUCGAAUCAAAAAAUACAUCGAUAUUUUUUCAGAGUGGACACCCCUAGACAUGCCGCGUCGCCAGUGCCCGCCGGGCACCUGCGGCGCGGUCUUUUUGCCCUCUGUGUGCGUUUGUAAUAUAGGAUUCACUUUGUGCUAUCGUUCGCGGUGAAAUUGAUCGGCCCGCUCCGCCCCGCCGUCUGCAAAGCCCCUAAAUGUGCGAUUGGACAUGGUACCAUCUGUUUCCAUACCAGAUUCAUUAUUUGAUGUAAUGGUGACAAAAUUACUUGCCGGGCAGACAAAUCCUUCCGGCUCCGAGGGGACGCUCAUACAACUAUAAGAUUAUAAUUAAAUUUUGACUUACCCAGGCAGCAGGGACAAAAAAUACAGAAAUACACUAAAUAAAUAUACAAUAUGAAUAAACAAACCUAUCCCCUGAUCACUAUUUUAACCUUGUAAGUAAAUAUUUUCAGAAGCCAAAAGAACGAGUCCUACAAGUUGGAACUUUCCCGCGCUUUUUCCUGUCAGUAGUAGGGACACGAUAUCGAAUAGAAAGUAUCGAUACUGUACUCAUGAGUAGUAUCGGUAAAAAAGGAUCGUACUCGUAAAAGUAUCGAAACAAAAGUAUCGAUACUUCAAAGUAUUGAGUACAUUUCAUAGGGCCUUAACGGAGCCUCUGUGUUGAAAGAAAAACAAUCAAAUUUUAUUAAAGUACGUAUAAUCAAAAACAAAAAAAGGACAUGUAAAUUCACAAAUUGCUAUAUUAUAUAAUGAAAAUAAAAUAGCUGUGAUUUCUGACACUAAAAAAGUGUUCAUUAAUAUUACAUUCAUAAUUGAAAUGUUAAUUAAAAAGAUCGAAAUCUUCAAUUUAAAAGUAAUCAAUUUAAAAGUAUGAAACUUUUCAGAUUUGUUUCAAAUUAAACUUACUUUUCAUGAAUUUUAAUCAUCAAAAAACAUUAUACCCACUUAGGGUAUAAUGUUGUUAACUUGAAUCUGACACGUAGUUAACGGCUGCCAUUGGCAUGCUUCACUCAAGAUUAUAAUUAUAGAAGAGGUUACGUCCGUCUUUUUUUCAGAUGGUUUUAAAUAGGUAUACACAACACAGACAGAAUAAUAGUGUUACACUUGAAUAAAUCAAAUACAGUCAAGCGAAAAGCACAAUAAACGGCGAAUCAAUCACAGUUCCUAACAAUAUGGAUAUAUAGAUAAAUAAAUAACUAUGAAACAAAACAAAGCGCAAAAUAAACACAGUCACAGAUGGAAAAGAAUUUGAAUAUGUCAGUUACUGACUUUAUAACAACGCAAUAGAGCAUUUGACAGUAUAAAAAAUAAAGUGCCAAAAUAACGAAAAAGAUAUUAGUUUUUUUAUCUAUUGUCACGUAACCCAAAACGCUUGGGAUUGGCGGAGCCUAAAAUGACGCCACACGCAAGUAAACUUCCGGUCAAAGUGACAUUACAUUGUAUCGUUUGACGUUUUAAUAACAGUCAUGUGACGUCACACACUAGUAAGACGCCAUAUUGUCUAGAGAAACGUUUUCGCGGCAACUUGAAAAUGGAGUUUUUGAUUUGGUUAUUUUUACUGAAAUACAUGACAGAAUGAUGAAUAUCCACUUUAUACGGACUCCAUAAACAUUAGUCAAUAACGUGAGAUCGUUGCCUAAAACUUGUCAAAUACCCUAUGGAACGUUUUAGAAGGUUUGCUAUGAUUUAACAAGAUGGCGUUGCCAUCAAUAUAAGGCGCUUAUCCAAAUUUUUAAAGGUAUCGAUACUUGCCAAAAAGUACUCAUUUAGUAAAAGUAUCGAAUACAAAGUAUCGAGUACAAAAGUAUCGGUAUCGAAAGGAAAAGUACUCGAUACCACAAAGUAUCGAUACUUUUUUCGUGUCCUAGUAUAUAAUGUACUCUAUGGUCAGUAGAUUUUAGGGGUGUCCACUCUGAAAAAACAUCGAUGUAUUUUUUGAUUCGAUACAUCGCAACUAUACAUCGAUGUCAUUCGAUGUAUCGGAUGAAAACAUCGAUGUAUUUUAAACAUCGAGUACUUUUUCUGAAAUUUUAUUACAAAACUCAACUUAUGUGUAAAGUGACCCAUUUCAAAAGAGGCCAUCUUUUCAUAGUAAAAAAAAUACAAUUGAAGUUUAUGAAAAUACCUUAAUCCAUAAUUUUAUUAUAGUUUAUAUAUUAACUAGCAAACCAGUGAACCAAAUGUUCACCAAAACCCGAUUUAAAAAAAAAGUAUUUAAUUAAUUGAGAACUUCGGAGAUUCUGUGUGGUUUUGUUUGAAAUUCGUGAUUUCUCGAAAACCGGAAGUGCUACGUUACUCAAAUCCGGUUUGUAGUCUUAUCAGACUAUUCUUAACUUAUAACUUAAAUAUUCUCUUUAUCUAUCUCUUACGGUUUGGCCGCUGAAACAGCACCACAGACAGACGGACGGACGGACUUGUCUAAUAGAUAAGAGAUCUUUCAUAAAAUAAUAGAAUUAACUCCUUUCAUAAUGAGUAGGUAAAACUAAAUACAGUCAAUAAAAGUCAUGUGUCAGAAAAAUCUGUAUUAUAUUUUUACAAAAGAUCAUAUAAAAAAACGCUAAAUAACCCGCAAAAUGUUUGCUAAGUCUGUCAAAAGGAUAUUAGAAAUAUACUUCAAUCUUAGUUUCUUUCACAAAACUAAAGGUUAUUAAAUGUUUAUAAACAUAGAAACUCGUCGUUAUUUUUUAUUGUCACUGCACUGACUCUUGCGCAGUGCUGCCAACAUCGGGUCCAUAUCAGAGAAUUCGGAAUAAUGAUGCUUUCAUAAUAGUAAUAAGUAAAAUUUUAGUGGUCAAACUUGAGUUUUUUUACUGAGGUCAACCCGAAGAGGAUAUUAUCACUACGUGGUCAAACUCUAUUACCAAUUCGAUGUUUCUUUAAAACAUCGAUGCAUCGAGUAUAUUGAAAGCUAUUCAAAACAUCGGAUCGUAUCGAUGUUUUUCAUUGCUAACAUCGAUGUUUUCGAUGCAUCGAUGUAUAUCGAAUAUCCCUAGUAGAUUUGUUUGUGAAUUUUGUGAUUGUGUUGGUUUUGUGUAUGAAAUGUAUUUAUCCCGUCGUUUUUGUUAAGACUAUGAAAGAGUGGGCAAAUAUAAUCAUAAUAAUAUGGAUUGCCUCCAGUUUGUCAAUUCAACAAAUGCGGUGCUAAUUACUGAAAUUUAAAAGAAAUCUGUUAACUCAAUACUGAUAACAGUGAUGGUAUAAUUUGGUCAUCAGUUUUCCAUUGAAUUCAAUUGACAUAAAGAUGAGGAAGUUCGGUUCAAGUAAAACCUUUUCCUUGAUAAUCAUUUCUGCUUUGUUAGUCUAUUUGUAUCAUAUCACUUCCAAAACUUCCAAUACUGAGAGUUCAAGAAAACACUAUUCUAAGUUAAUGACGAUUCCUCUUGAAAACACAAUAUUGACAGACAAGAUAGUUCUAUCCUUCGUAGUAUGUGAUUCAAGAUUCAAUGAAUCAUUGAAUCUGGUAAAGUCAGUUUUGCUGUUCACUAAGACACCUGUAUAUUUUGUUAUAUUCACUGAUGAUAAUUUAAGACAUAGUUUUAAUGAAACUUUAAGCAAUUGGAAGAUAUUAUUAAAAAACAAACUUAAUUUUGAACUUCAAAAGAUUAACUUUCCAGAGGACCAUGAAGAUGACUGGAUGAAUUUAUUUAGCAAGUGUGCUGCUCAGCGUUUGUUUAUACCAAAACUGAUUCCUCAUAUUGAUUCAAUGAUAUAUGUAGAUACAGAUACAUUGUUCUUGGGUCCCAUUGAUGAGCUAUGGGGAUUCUUUUCGAAUUUUAAUUCUUCUCAAAUUUCUGCAAUGACUGUUGAAGAUGACAAUCCUAAUGUUUCAUGGUAUCCAAGAUUUGCCAAACAUCCCUUUUAUGGAAAAUAUGGACUGAACUCUGGAGUAAUGUUGAUGAAUCUAACAAGAAUGAGAAAUUUUGGCUGGGUUGAUUAUGUUACACCAAUAAUGUUGAAGUGGAAAUUGUUUAUUCCAUGGGGCGAUCAGGACAUUAUAAACAUAAUAUUCCACUACCACACGGACGCGGUGUUGGUGCUCUCUUGCCGGUACAACUACCGCGCGGACCAGUGCAUGUACGGCGACGCGUGCGCCGACGCGACCGCGCGCGGGGUCCAUCUGCUCCACGGCAGCCGGCGCGCAUUCCACAACCACAAACAGCCUGCGUUCCAGGCAAUAUACAAGGCGAUAGACGAGUAUGAAUUAGGAACAGACUCUACCCACUCUCUUUUAAACAGUAUUGAGAAAUAUUUAUCUGAAGCGCCAUCUUCCAACUGCGGUAAUCUGAAAGAUGCGUUCCUACGUGUACCAAUAAAGACUUUAAACGAGUUAUACAGUGUACCAACCAGAGUGCAGGCAGAGAUUUGUAUAAACUAA